AUGCAAAAGUUGGUAAACAUUCUUAAAUCGAACAGUCUUUUUGGAAGAAUUUUAGAAAAUUUCAAAGCAAAGAAAUUAACAAUCAAAACAAAAUUGAAAAAGUCCCUUACAUAUUUAGAAAUAAUGUCUGCUCUUAAAUUUAGUGAUACAAACCUUUACGAACUCCUUGGGAUUGAUCUUGAAGCUGAGCAAUCGGAUAUACGAAAAGCUUAUCGCAAAAAAGCACUUGAAUGCCAUCCUGACAAAAAUCCGGACAAUCCGAAGGCGGCAGAACUUUUCCAUGAAUUAUCGAAAGCCUUGGAAAUACUCACUGAUGCGUCAGCCCGCGCUGCUUAUGACAAAGUGCUAAAAGCUAAAAAAGCAGCAGAAUUACGGAAUAAGCAGUUGGAUAGUAAACGACAAAAACUGAAAGCUGAUUUGGAACAGCGCGAACGGGAUGCACUACACAAACUGCAGAGUACGCAACCGUAUGCCACGGUAUCCAAAAGUGAUGAAGAGGUGCUACAAGACCAAAUUGAGCGGCUGCGUCGUGAAGGUUCUAAGCUACUGCAAGAGGAACAACGUUUAAUGCGAGAACAAUUGCUGCGUACUAUAGCUGAAAACCAGCAGGCCCAGAUCGAAAAGUCGUUUGACUCAUCUGCGCAUAGAAUUAAAAUUAAAUGGAAAUCGGAUAAAAAAGAUGACGACAACGGUGGAUACACACCAGAAAUUUUACAAAAUUUUCUAAAGAAAUAUGGAGAAGUUGUCGCGCUGGUAAUGUCAAAGAAGAAGGGCAGUGCACUUGUAGAGUUUAAGACACUUGAAGCUGCCGAAUUAGCAUUGUCCUAUGAAAAGGGACGUCUAGCAAAUCCACUACAUCUUGAAUGGGUAAUACCACCUAUAACAAAAGCAGCUGAUAGGCAAAUGGGGUCUUCGCUUGAUUACGAAGAUUUGGUUAUGCGCAAACUUCGACAAGCUGAGGAACGGAAAAGGCUGAUAGCACAAAUGCAAGCUGAAGAUGAAGCAGAAGGAUAAUGAAUUAAUUUUAAUUAAAAAUUUAUAAGAAUAAUAAAGUAAAAUACUGAUUUGUUUUUGAAUAAAAAUACAUAAGAAUAUUUCCAAUUAGA
Molecule: messenger RNA, 1106 nt
Organism: Bactrocera dorsalis (oriental fruit fly)
Lineage: Eukaryota; Metazoa; Arthropoda; Insecta; Diptera; Tephritidae
Product: dnaJ homolog subfamily C member 17
Exons: 1
Coding region: 1-1014 (337 amino acids)
Biological process (GO): spliceosomal complex disassembly
Cellular component (GO): spliceosomal complex
Molecular function (GO): RNA binding
Source: RefSeq, a predicted model, not a curated record